GAAUCGUGCAAGCGACUAGCCUAGCGAGAAUUGGUAAAAGGAAAAUGGCCGCGGUUUUCUACAACCAAGCGUACCUCUGGCUGUCAUUAUCACCAAAGUUUGUCAUCACGGAAUAAAAUAUUUUUAAAACCGUAUAGCUGAGGUGGUGAGCAAAGCAAGGUUGGAACACACAUGCACAUGUUUUGACCGUAGUGAAUGAAGAUGUCUAGCGAUAGCGAAGACAGCGAGCAUUCACCAAAGCCUUCCAAACGGAGACGAGUUAUCGUUUCUGAUAGUGACAGUAGCGAUGAAUCAAUAAUAGGGAUGCCAAGAAAAAGGAGAGUAUAUAGGGUCACAAGUGACUGCGAGAGCAGCUCAGAUGAUAGCGAUGUUCCAAAGCCUGUAAAGAACAGAAAAACUUAUAGACUCGUCAGUGAUGAUAACACAAGUUACGGGUGCAGUGAUACAGAUGCUGAUGGAUCAAAUGAUCUAGUCAUCGAUAGUGAUAGUUCAACCUCACGGUCAGACUGGAGGACUGUAGAUGGUUCGUCGUCAGAGUUGGAUGGACAAGGUGGCACAGGUACUGGGCGGAAAGCUAAAUCGUCAAAUGGGCAAAAAAAAUCAAAAUUCAAAGUAGAAGGAGAAUCAGGAGAAGUUGCGGGUGUUAAUGAAGCGACUGCAAAUGGAAGUGACAGCGACAGUGACAGCAGUAACUUGCAGACAGAAAAAUGCCCAAUUUGUUUGCUCUCCUUCAAGAAACAGGAAAUCGCUACACCUGAAUCUUGUGACCAUUCUUUUUGCCUUGAGUGCCUCGUCGAAUGGAGCAAGAACAUCAACACAUGUCCUGUCGAUAGACAAACCUUUACCUUAAUAUUGGUCAGGAAAAAUCUUGGUGGAAAGGUCAUACAGCAGCUUCCAGUUACUAUCAAACCUCCGGUUGAGGAACAAAUCCAGGAAGAUGCUACGUACUGCGAGAUUUGCCAACAGUGCGACAGGGAAGAUCGAAUGUUGCUGUGUGACGGUUGCGAUCUGGGUUAUCACCUAGAGUGCCUCACUCCACCCAUGAACGAAGUUCCUAUGGACGAGUGGUUCUGUCCUGAAUGCGCCCAAAAUAGUCAGAAUGAUGCCGAAGUGGUGGAAAUCGACCUUGACGAGGUUCCAGAUUUGAUGGAAGAGGCUCGUAGACUGGGCGAAUCGUACGGGAGAACGCGAACCGGUCGUGACCGCGAAUUGUCGGUAGGUCCGCGCGUAAUUCCUCGUACUCGUCAAACGGAACGCGUGCGGGCAAAUAUACGCGCCGAUCGUAACCGGGCAGCGUCUUUAUCGCGAGAAACAAGACACGCGGCGGACUCGCGAGACGCGGUCGUCUUCUUCGAUCCUGACCAGCCCUCGACGUCGUCGUCCGGUCUUGACUCGGUUGCAGGAUCAACGUCCCGCGCUCGAGCUGCGGAAGCGGCGCCAGGACGUCGCGUUUGCGAAGUCACGGGCUCUAAAAAAUCGACUUCUAAGUCUGCGUCUAAGUCUAGUACGGUAAAACGUAAACGGAAAAAGAAAAAAGUUCGCAAAACCAGCAGCAAGCAGACGAUCAUGAAGCUGCGAAAAGUGAGGCUAACGGAGAUUGACGAUGACGGCAAGAAGGUGGAAAUCAUCACAUACGUUAAGGUCAAGUCGUCCGGAGCCAAUGAUGGAUCGUCGAAAACACGUAAAUACAAGAAGAAGAAAUCGAAGCGCAAGCGAAAGCAACGAGGUAGAUAUCGUCGUGCCCGUACCGUACGUUCUGUAGCCAAAGCUCAGACUGUCAAAAAACGGUUGGCAGUGGCGCUGGGAAUGAGCAAACCUAUCCGUAACGUUCCUCUCCUCGUGCCAACGGUUAAAAAUCGUCAAACCAUAAGCGAUCGCACACUGCUCAGAAAUUCAAGAUACACAGCGGGUAUAUCUCAAGUCAGCCUCUUCGGAAAUUCACGCGACCUCAACUACAGCCCGACUGGGUCCGACUCGGAAGAAUCCGACAGUUGUACAGUUGGUGGUAAUGGAUUACUAGUAAGUAGUCGUCCCAGAAAUGCGAUUGCAUCGACACGUCGUCACACAGCAUUGAAAACGAUUUCAAAUCCACUGAUACCACGUGAUGAAAUAAAUCCAGAUUUGAUGACCCCCGUCGAUCUGAUUGGUAGCAUAUUGGACAGCCAAGAGUUCUGGCACUCUAAGAAAAACACUGAUUUAACUCUGAAGGCAGACGGAACGUUUCUGAUAAAAAAUAACACCAACAACAACAACAACAACAACAACAACAACAACAACAACAACAAUGACCACAAUGAAGACAACAAGCACAGCAUAAACAACAACGAGAGUCCGAUAAAGAAAAAAAUCUUGACAAACGACGAGGAGAAUAUUACAGCGAAGGAAACACGUCUGGACUUGACAAAGACCGAUCAAAAUGAUAUGGUACAAAAUCCGAUGUACAACAGUCCAAGAGGUGGAGGAAAUCGUGGAAACUUUAGGGGAAGCGGUAACUAUAACUGCGAAAACAACCGGCAUAGUUAUGGCGGGCAGGGUUAUGGUGGAGGCAGAGAUUCGUAUGGGGGAGGAGGAGGCGGAGGAGGUGGACGGCACAGCUUUGGCGGGCCAGGGGGAGCAAGGGACAGUUAUAACAGUGGCCGUGACUUUAGACCCCCAGGUAACUACAAUCCAGGAUUUGAAAUGCGCGGUCCUCAUCCAGGAUUUGCAGGAAAUCUUCAUCCCCCGUUUAGGAACCGCAACCCUCAGCAGCAAAACUUCCGUAACGAAAGACCAAGGUUUCCACCUCCGCUGAUGACGGAUCGUAACGAUCGUCAACAGCCGCAGCACCAGCAACAGCAACCGCCGACACCGUUCAGCCAUCAAGACGCUAACAGCGAGAGACCACCUCCUCCUGGUUUUCCGCACCUGAAUUCCUUCCAGAGAUUUAGACCCCAGAUUCAUCCACUGAUGUCUACACCACUGCCUGGACCCAGACUUCCCCCGAUUAGGCCUCCAAGCUUUAUGCAGGGUAAUUUAGGGCAAAGCUUCCAAGACGAGGGGUCAGGGUUUAAUUUGCAUGACGACGUCCAAGAUCACUCGCACUUCCCGCAAGCUGGUUUAAGCAAUACUGAGCCCACAUUUGGCCCCAGGAAUCAGGCGCCAGAUGAGGAAGAGUGCGACCUUUACUCGGAUAUUGAACAACCUGACAAUAAGAAUUCAUGCGAUAAUGACUCUCCAGUUGUCGAUGCUUUGAAUAACGACCAGGGCGUUGGGAGUGUGCUGUUACCUCCUCCGCCUGAGCCGCCGUCCGGUCUUCUUGACUUUGAAGAGUCAAAGAGCGACAGGGACUGCAAUGACAGCGAUCAGGAACUUGUAAUUGACGACAAUCCGAAGGAGGAUAAUAGGGAGCACAAGAGUGACGAUAAGUAUGAUCCCUUCGCUGAUGACAGUGAUAGCAAUGCCGAACAUGGUGAGAGCCAUGGACUGCGAGGGGUUUCAGAACCUGCAGCUCACUCUUUUGCAGCCAGCUUUUCUAAUCAGCAGGCUAUCAUCGAUAAGCCUGGAAUCCGACUGACCGCUUAUGACGACGACGACGAAGACGACUCGCAAGCUGACUGUCCAAACUUUUCAAUUUACUCAUCUCAGACAAUGGAUGUAGCUAGGAAUAGUGAACAGGAGCUUUCCCAGCAAAUAGGACCGCUCGAGCCGCCGCCUCUGCCACCCGAUAUUCCUGACGACGAUGAUAUCAUUGUGGGUGAUGUUCAGGCCUGUGAUUUGUCUGAUAUACCUGAACCGUCUGAUCCCUAUGUCGAAUCAUUGCAGAAGGAAAGACAGACGCUCAGUAAGAUACCACCGAAGAAAAUAUCAAAUGACAGUAGAGGGAAGAUCACGUUUAAAAUUGGCAAUAAAUUUAAGCUUAGCAACAAACUCAGCAAUCUGUACGAUGAAAUAGAUGAGACUAUAGAAACCUCGAUCCAGCAGGAGAAAGAGGUCGAAGAAAAGAAGAAUGCUGAGAUUGAAAAGGCAAAGGCUAAUGAAGAAAAACCUAUUACCAAGGAGGUUAAAGUUGCCACAGAGACUGAAGAUGCGACGGUGGACAAACAGGAUAGAACCAAGGACACAGAUGCUGAGGAGAAGUCUGAUGACGACGAGGAAGAGAAAUUGGAGGAACUCGAAAAAGAGCUCAAAGAAAAGGAACAGAAGCUAAGAGAAAUGGAGCAGCAAGAAGAGCUGGAAAAAAAGCAAAAAGGUGAAAAAACGUUAACUGUGAUUGAUGAUGAAGAGGCAAAUGAACAAGAUACUACAAAUAAGGGUGAGGAUGAGCCUGCUGUAAAUGACUUGGAUCAGUCACGCGAUUCAUCCAAGAAGAAUGAAUUCAACUGCGAGAAGGAGAAAAAUGAGACUCCGUCGAUGGUUGACUUGACUGAGAAAAGCUCGGAUACAAUCAUCUCCAUUACUGACACCAUCCAAUCGUCAUCGCCAAAGGUUACAGCCGAGGACGAUCUGGAGGUCAGCCUCAAGGAUAGUCUUGAAAAUACGCAAAAGAGCCAAGAAACAAAGAGCAAAAAAGAGGCCGUUACUACUGGAGGAUGGACGAGGGUAGACAAUGUCCAAACAAACAUUGAGACUCUAGCCAAGGAACCAGUAAAAGAGAGUAAUGUGCUUUAUGAUCAGAUAGACGAGGAAUUCAUUUCAAGGAAACCUGAGAACCCUGAUGAUAAUGCCCAUGAUGACAAGGAUGAAAAUAAAGCACAAGAGAAAAAAAUUAAUAAGACUACAGAAUGUGAAGAGAAAGAUGAUGCGGAACUUAUUGAGAUUGAGGAUAAUUUGGAGGAUGCAGGCUCCAGUGAAAAAAUGGAUUUUCUUCCGGAAACAGAGAAUUUUCCCCUGGAAAAAGACCCUAGUGAGAUAUUCGAAAGUAUUGUGCACACUAACUUGCAUCAACAGAGCUGGGAAUCUGACGGAGCUUAUACUCCUUGCAAAGACGAGCUACCUGUAAAAUAUAAGGAUAAUGACAGAAGUUCUCCCUCGCCUUUCGAAAGUGGCCUGGAGCCGAUAACCCCGACCAAAGAUAGAUCAAAUGACGAUUUGGAUGGGUGCAGAACUCCCGCAGGAUACGCGGGUCUGGGAACAGAAGCAAUUUCAGAAACUGACGAAGCAAUGAAUUUUGAGGAUGAGUUAGCACUGCUGCAUCUAAGGAAGGAAAAGGAGAUGGAGGAUGGAGAAAUAAUGGAUGACGGCAGAAUGAGCCGUAAGACAAGUGAAAAGCCUGGCAAGGAAAAGGAAGACGACAGUAAGAGGAAGAAAAAAAAAGAUAAGAAGGAGAAGGGAAAGGAAUUGGACAAAAACAAGGAGAAUAUUGCAUCACAGAACCAAGUAUCGUGGAAGAAAAUAUCUAAGAGUACCAAGGAAAGGCAGUAUCGCGACAAGGACAGGAGGUCGAAGUCCAAGGAGAAAGAAAAGGAGAGAGACAAGGAAAAAGAUAGAGAUAGAGACAGAGACAAGGACAAAGAUAAGUCGAAAAAGAAGGGAAAGGAAGUGGCAAGAAAGAAAGAGAAGCGCAAGGAGCUCGAGAGAUACGAUGUGAGAAAGAUUGUAGCUGACAAACCAUCGAGGCCAAGAAAAGAUGAGUAUGGUAGAGAUAUCAGGGAUGAGACUAGAAGCAGAUCUAGAAGCAGGACUCUAUCGCGUAGAAGAAGUUUUUCCAGAGAUCGAAGAAGCAGAUCUCACGAAAGAAAUCGAUCGAGAAGUAGAUCUAGAUCCCGAAUGCGAAGAUCUUGGUCCAGAACCCGUCAGUCUUAUUCUAAAGGAGAUCGAUCAGUGUCUAGAAGAAGAUCGUUGUCUCGAUCAAAGCGUAAGAUAUCACGAAGGAGAUCGGUAUCAAGGAAGAGAUCGGUGUCGAAAAGACGAUCCAGAUCUCUCUCAAGGAAGCGCAGAUCCUCUCUUUCACCGAGAAGGCGAUCCAGAGGCAGAUCUCUGUCUAAAAGUCGUCGGUCGAGGAGUAGAUCCCGGGAUAAAAAGAAGGAUAAAGCAAAAAAGCACAAGUCUAGAAGCCGCUCGAGAAACAGAAAGCGAUCACGAUCAAAAACACCCAAGAGAAUAUCCUCCAAAUCCCAAGACAAAAAACACACAAAGAGAAAGAAUGCAUCCCGUUCGAGAGAUAGGUCAAGGGAAAGAUCGCGGUCCAGGGAUCAAAGAGAACGCAAUAAAAACUGGGAAUCGAUUAACGAAAAGAUAAUCGAGAGAGAAAGACGCCCGGUGUCGAGAGACAGAAGAUCCUGGAGUGCUCAAUGGACUCCAUCCUGGUCCAGAUCACGGUCCAGAGACCCAUCGCCAACCAGACACGAAGAAGUGGCUUCUCAUACAGGCUGGUCGUCUCCUGUAUUAGAUACUGUUCCAGUCCCUCCUAAAAACUUGACUGUUAUACUGACGAAUAAAGAAGCGAUAAAGAAAAAGAAGAAGGAGAAGAAAAAGGACCCCAAGAAAAUGAAGGAGAUUGAAAAGCGAAAGAAGAACAAACGUAACAGGACUCCACCACCUUCUAAAGAAGUUUUCGCCAGCGGAGACAACAUACUUGUUAGCGUCUGCUUCAAUAAGGAGAAUGAAGUAAACCAGGCUGAGUUACCCCCCUUGCCUGAAGUUAUGCCACUUGUGACACCGACAGUAAAACGCAGGCGCCGAGAAACUGCGCAAACUGCUGAGCCUGUGCUUAAAAGGUCUAAGAAGGAAAAGGUUAAAGAGAAAAGACCGCCUAAGUCUCCGAAGAACAAGAAAGAGAAGAAGAAAAAAUCAAAGGCUGCUGAAAUAGCAGCAACAAAAAAACCUGUGGCGGUAAUAGACCUUGACCAGUCUCCGUUCAGGGAACAAACACCUUCUCCACGUGACGUCAUAGUACUUAGUGACGACGAGGAACACAAGCAAACCCAGGAAAUAGCCACCCCUGAGCAGCAUGUCUCUGCUCAGGCUACUCCUCAGCAUGAGCAGUUCAUUUCUCAGGGUCCAAAGACUCCGCCGGAGCCGCAAAUUAAAUUUUCUAUAAACAAGCAGCAGAGUAACCUCAGGGCGUCGAUGAUAAACCCUCUUCACGAGGAAGAGGAAGAGGAAAUAGACGAAAGAGCUGACGAAGAGUUGGAAAUGAGGGCUCAGGAGGAGCUCGAACUGCGACUUAAAAUAGGGCCCAAUACUCCGCCCGAACCACCCACAUCACCGCCGACGUCACCUGACGCAUACGAUCCAUUCGACCCUACAAAGUCAAGGUCUCCGACGCCAGUAGCCAGUCAGGAAGCUACACCAGCAGACGAGAGAGACAGAAAUCAGUGCAGUUCACCAAGAAAUCAUGACGCAACUGAUACUCUUUCCUGCACUCCUAGUGAAGCAGACAAACAGAUCCAGGAACAACAGAGUCAGGACACUAAUAAACAGAUGGAUAAACCCAAGAUCAUAUCUAUGGUUACCAUAAGGAAAGCCUCACCUAAGAGAGACUCACCGCCUGUUGGUGAUGGACAGACUGAAAUAACACAGCCGAGCGAAAGUCCCGCUAAAACUCAACAGAGUCAACAGAACCAACAGAAUCCGGUUAACUUUACAAACAUUAAUCCGGUACUUGCUACUGUCACUGCAGCCGUUCAACGUAGUACUUUGUUUAACACCAGUACACCCAUCAGCACUCAAAGAAGUUUAAUACAGCCAAACCGAAUCUCGCCGAUAAAUCAGAACAAACAGAGAUCAAACGAGAGGCCACAGCUGCCAAACUUAUUCACUAAUCCGGCAAAGCCGGCUCCAUCGCGUGGCAACAAGUCGACAUCUUCACAGAGCAAAAAUGCUUCAACAAUGGGACAAAAUGGAAGCGACGCUACACUUGAGACCACAAACGACACUAUUGACAUGUCGUCGCCGUAUUCGCCCGGUUCCAGUCUUAGCGAUGGGAUUUUUGAUCCUCCCAGUCCAGGAGGCCACAGUCCUCAACAAUUGCCCCCUGGUAAUACAAAUAAAAAUACACCAUCGAAAACUGCCAACAAACCAGCUGAUAAAAAAGACGCUUUUGACGUACUCUUUGGCUCGUCACCAGCUAAAGGUCUGGGAAAAACGAGGGCGAGAAAAGUUCUUGAGAAGGAUAAGAGAAAGAAAUCAACAAAUCCCAAAGUCGGUGUUCGAAUGGACGAAAACCAGCUUCAGAUUUUGGACGAUCUCCCGAGUUCAGCCGUCGAAAUGCAGGUGAAAGACAAGUUUCUAAAAAAAUUAAACAGACAAGAAAGAGUCGUAGAGGAGGUGAAACUAGUUUUGAAACCACAUUACACAAAGAAGCACGUAACAAAAGAGGAAUAUAAAGACAUUAUGAGAAAAGCUGUGCCUAAGAUUUGUCACAAUAAAACGGGGGAAAUAAAUCCUAAAAAAAUCGGCUUGCUGGUUGAAGCUUACGUGAAAAAAUGCCGAAUGAAUAAAAAAAAGAGUUUUGGGGGUGCUACGAUGAAUCAGCAAAAGGCAUCUAAAGCUGCGAAAAAUCUCUGGAGUUGAUCAUAAGCCAAUAUUGGGUCUAGUAUUUAAAUAUAAUAUGCCCUCGUCGAUAAAAUUCCGUACUCCCGAGAAUCGAAUCUGGUGGUAAGUGAAAAUACACAAUAGCCCGGAAUGAAUAUGAUUUUGAAAAUGAACAAGAUUAUGGAUGUGAACACGAAUAUGAAUAUGAAUAUGAAUAUGAAUAUGAAUAUGAAUUCUACUCCACAUCGUUAAUUCUAACUGUAAGGAAAUCAGAGCAGUAUAAUCUGCUAUAAAUCAACACCGAACAAUGUGUAUUGUGUGUGUAAAUACUUAUACUAAUGGCGUCUAUCGAUUAUCCAUUUGCAAACCCCCGCCCCAGAUAUAUAUAUUUUUCUUUAGUUUUUGUUUCCCCGUUUUCUUCCGUUCUCCACUAUUUAACUUUGUUUAUCACAUCACAACAUUAUUAUGAUUGGUCAAAUUACGACCAUGAUCACAGUCGCAACGAUGAUGACGGGUUUUGUCCCAGUUGUAAGUAAAGGGCAGUCAUUGAUUGACUAAUUUUACUCUUUAGUUCAUUCGUUGGUAAAACACGUUGUAAACUUUAUAUUGGGAUACUGUUUUUUCUUAUUGUCUCUUUUGUUCAUUAUCUUUGAUAAAUUUUAAACAUAUACAGUGACAAAUUCACUCCGCACUAUAUUAGAGAGAAUUGAGGCUCUACUGCUACAUAGUAAUUUUGCUAUAAAGUUUUGCUCCUCAUACUUUUUCAGAAAAUAAAAUUAAAGAGAGGGAGAGCAAUCGAUGAAAAACUCAAUUUGCAUUAUUGAGAAAUAAGUAAAUGAAUAAAUGUGUAAAUAAUCAUCGUGCAAUUCUUCUGGAAAUAACUGAUUCAACUCCUAAGGAAUUGGAUUAAAUCAUUAAUGUUUCUCUCCUAAUUGCAUUUUAACUUAGUUGUCAAAACUGACUGUGCGCCAAUAUUGUUUCUGAUUCCGUUUUUUUAAUUCCUUACUGUAUAGAGUUCAUAAUAAAAGUUGUCAAACUUU
Messenger RNA from Neodiprion fabricii, 9494 nucleotides. It is a transcript of the gene PHRF1, whose product is annotated as serine/arginine repetitive matrix protein 2. Lineage: Eukaryota; Metazoa; Arthropoda; Insecta; Hymenoptera; Diprionidae. The record is from RefSeq and is a predicted model, not a curated record. The transcript is spliced from 14 exons. Bases 196 to 8493 code for a protein of 2765 amino acids.